Molecule: messenger RNA, 2076 nt
Organism: Calidris pugnax (ruff)
Lineage: Eukaryota; Metazoa; Chordata; Aves; Charadriiformes; Scolopacidae
Gene: GRK2
Product: adrenergic, beta, receptor kinase 1
Exons: 21
Coding region: 1-2076 (691 amino acids)
Biological process (GO): regulation of the force of heart contraction; regulation of signal transduction; G protein-coupled receptor signaling pathway
Molecular function (GO): G protein-coupled receptor binding; G protein-coupled receptor kinase activity; ATP binding
Source: RefSeq, a predicted model, not a curated record
AUGGAGAUGUCCCGCCAGGCUGGCCAGUACCAGAGGAGGAACGGGCGAAUGGCAAAGGAGCCUUGGGCCCGCAGGCUGGUGGCCGCUUCCCGGGCGGAGCUUGUCAUUGAGAUCUCUGUGCGGAGAAAAAUGGGGGUGUGGGGCACCCUGUGCCUGACCCUACCAGGGCCCAACAACGUGUCAACGUUCGACAAGAUCUUUGCACAGAAGAUCGGGUACCUGCUCUUCCGAGACUUCGCCUUUAACCAGGCAGAGGAGGCCAAACCCCUGAUGGAGUUUUAUGAGGAGAUCAAGAAGUAUGAGAAGCUAGACUCGGAGGAAGAACGAGCCGCCCGGAGCCGUCACAUCUUCGACCAUUACAUCAUGAAGGAGCUGCUGGCCUGCUCCCACCCCUUCUCCAAGAGUGCCACGGAGCAUGUCCAGAGCCGCCUGAGCAAGAAGCAGGUGCCCCCAGACCUCUUCCAGCCUUACAUUGAGGAGAUCUGCCAGAACCUGCGUGGGGGCAUCUUCCAGAAAUUCAUCGAGAGUGACAAGUUCACGCGGUUCUGCCAGUGGAAGAACGUGGAGCUGAACAUCCAUCUCACCAUGAACGACUUCAGUGUGCACCGAAUCAUCGGCCGCGGCGGUUUCGGGGAAGUCUAUGGCUGCCGGAAAGCGGACACGGGCAAAAUGUACGCCAUGAAGUGUUUGGACAAGAAACGCAUCAAGAUGAAGCAGGGGGAGACCCUGGCCCUCAACGAGCGCAUCAUGUUGUCCCUCGUCAGCACCGGGGACUGCCCGUUCAUCGUGUGCAUGUCCUACGCCUUCCACACCCCCGACAAGCUCAGCUUCAUCCUCGACCUCAUGAAUGGGGGAGACCUGCAUUAUCACCUGUCCCAGCACGGCGUCUUCUCGGAGGCAGAGAUGAGGUUCUACGCGGCCGAGAUCAUCCUGGGGCUGGAGCACAUGCACAGCCGCUUCGUGGUCUACCGUGACCUCAAGCCGGCAAACAUCCUCCUGGACGAGUUCGGGCACGUCCGCAUCUCAGACCUGGGCCUGGCUUGCGACUUCUCCAAAAAGAAGCCCCAUGCCAGCGUGGGCACCCACGGGUACAUGGCUCCGGAGGUGCUGCAGAAAGGGGUGGCCUACGACAGCAGCGCCGACUGGUUCUCGCUGGGCUGCAUGCUCUUCAAACUGCUCCGGGGCCACCCACCUGCACAUGACAAGCACGAGAUCGACCGUAUGACCCUCACCAUGGCCGUGGAGCUGCCCGACUCCUUCUCCCCGGAGCUGCGUUCCCUGCUGGAGGGGCUGCUGCAGCGGGACGUCAACCGGCGCCUGGGCUGCAUGGGGCGCGGGGCUCAGGAGGUGAAGGAGGAGCCCUUCUUCAAAGGGCUGGAAUGUCAUAUGGUUUUUCUGCAGAAGGGUAGUGGCUACCCACCGCCCCUCAUCCCACCCCGCGGCGAGGUGAACGCGGCUGAUGCCUUCGACAUCGGCUCCUUCGAUGAGGAGGACACGAAGGGCAUCAAGCUACUGGAGAGCGACCAGGAGCUCUACCGCAACUUCCCCCUCACCAUCUCGGAGCGGUGGCAGCAGGAGGUGACCGAGACCGUCUUCGACGCCGUCAACGCCGACACCGACAAGCUGGAGGCUCGCAAGAAGGCCAAGAACAAGCAGUUGGGCCACGAGGAAGAGUACGCCAUGGGCAAGGACUGCAUCAUGCACGGCUACAUGGCCAAGCUGGGCAACCCCUUCCUGACGCAGUGGCAACGCCGCUACUUCUACCUCUUCCCCAACCGCCUGGAGUGGCGCGGGGAGGGCGAGUCGCCGCAGUCCCUGCUCACCAUGGAGGAGAUCGACUCGGUGGAGGAGACGCAGGUGAAGGAACGCAAGUGCAUCCUGCUCCGCAUCCGCGGCGGCAAGCAGUUCGUGCUGCAGUGCGACGUGAGUGUGCCCCUGGUCACCCCCUGGGGCUGGCCACCAUCCCCCUGGGGUCACUGGCCACCCCUACUGGGCGCUAGCCACCUCCUGUCCCUCGCUGGCCAUCUCCCCUGGGUGCCAGUCGCUCCUGUUGGGAGCGACAUUUGUGUGCUCUAG